GUAAUACAUACUGUGACAAAUCGCCGUGGCGGCUGGUUUGGCAUCAAUUUUGCGUGUUGAGGCUGGCCUGACCGCAGUCCUUUUCCGCGGCUGUGCGCGCUCCCGCGGAAGACGAGCAGGUUGUCGGUGCGUGAUCAUUAUUUAGCAAGGCACCCGGCUGCAGCAUCCGGUGCACCGACUCCCAUUCAUCGCAAACCCCAACUUGCCUGCUCGUCGUGAAAAAAUGCCCUCACCGAGGACCAUCACCAUCGUAGCCCUCUCCUUCGCCCUCGGCUUGUUCUUCGUCUUCAUGGGGACCAUUAAGCUGACGCCGAGGCUCAGCAAAGACGCGUAUAGCGAGAUGAAACGGGCAUACAAGAGCUAUGCCAAAGCUUUACCAGGCCUGAAAAAGAUCGGCGUGACUUCUGUGCUGCUCCGCAAGAUCAUCGGCUCCCUGGAGGUGUCCUGCGGUGUGGUCUUGACCUUGGUUCCGGGCCGGCCCAAAGACGUGGCCAACUUCAUGCUCCUGCUGGUCAUGCUAGCCGUGCUGUUCUUCCACCAGCUUGUCGGCGACCCUCUCAAGCGUUACGCCCAUGCUCUGGUCUUCGGCAUCUUGCUCACCUGCCGGUUGCUCAUUGCCCGGCAGAGCGAUGAGCGGCCAGAGAGGGAGGAGAGCAGGGAGGAGCAGCAGCCGCAACAUCAGCAGCAUGUCAAUGACCAGGAAAAGAACAAGGUCAAGCAGUCUUAAAAGCAUUUUUUGUCUCACAACUCCCCAGGUACAGUGAAGGAGUCAUUGAUAUUUUUAACAUACAUAACUUGGAACUGGUGAUUACUCAUCACCUCGACAUGACUGUGGACCAUCAUCCCUAUGAACAUGAGCUCAUGUCAUUGUCUUGUCCCAUUCCAAAAUUAGCAGACAGUCCAGUGUUCCCCAAUACAUUGUGGAUUUUUUUACAUGGUACCUUGAUUUAAGAGCACCCCAACUUGUAAAUUGUUCACUGGCCGCCGUUUUCAAAGCAGAGUUCCCCAUAUUUCCGGUCAUUUCUCAGCAUUAGGACUGAUUUUUCAAGACCGCAUAAUAUGUUCUGUGACAACGUAAGUGACCGUCCUACUGAAAGAAACAAUACACUUUGCCUUCUCACUUGGCUAAAUGUUAAUUUCUAGCUUUUUAAAAUCUGCAGUAGAACAUGGCUUGGUUUCACCAAAAACAUUGGUUUUCAACCAAAAAGUGGACAAAAUUGACAUUUUGUUCAAUUAGAUAUGUCAAACGGACAGUGACCUUGACCUUGUCAUAUUUUAUUUGUGACAACUCACAAUCACACACAAAGACUGAGGAAGGGUGUUUGAUGGCUGGCCAAAUAAUUUAUUUACACAUGUAAAACUAUCAACAUAGCAAGGACAAAAAUGACAAAUUGCAGAGUCUGGUAGGAAUAGCUACUUCAACAAUACACCAAAAAUUUGGACCUCAAGGGAUAAUUUGCAGUUUUCAGACUGCUAGCAAGAUUUUAGUCUAGCUUUAACUCUGCUCCCUCGAGUCUGUUUUAUUAUUAUUAUUUUUGGCUCAAGUCAAACUUCAGUAGCUUUUUUACAUUCUGAUUGCCAUUUACUGAACCGCACCGUCUUUUUUCACAAUCGUGGGAUGUAACAAUACCCAAAUGUCACAAUAUGAUAUUAUCACGAUAUAACCCCACAAUGUUGCGGGGGAAGUUGCUGAUAUAAAAAGCAUGUUUCUUUCUGUGGUCAUUUCAGACCAUGAAAGGAUUCUCCUCAAUAAACAUCAAAUCAUUCAUGACAUCUCCACACCAUUCGAUGCAGAAUUCAAGGUAUAUCUUUAGAAGUAAACAUAAACCGUAGGUUAUUAUUAACACCCCCGCCCCGUGCCCUUUGUAAUAUUCACAGAACUGUGCAUGUUCCGAAAUGUAAAUGAGACAGAGCAGCCUAAUUCUCCCAUUACAACACUAUAUUUGAUUUAUUGUCGGUUACAAAUGGAAUUUUGUGAGUUCUAUGUGUUGGUUCUUUGUAAGAGGAGUAUUGCAUUGGGUCUUUUUUUUAUGUAUCUAAAAUGCCCAAAUAAAGAUGCAGAUUUUU
Molecule: messenger RNA, 2067 nt
Organism: Hippocampus zosterae (dwarf seahorse)
Lineage: Eukaryota; Metazoa; Chordata; Actinopteri; Syngnathiformes; Syngnathidae
Gene: tmem35
Product: transmembrane protein 35
Exons: 2
Coding region: 224-727 (167 amino acids)
Biological process (GO): positive regulation of protein localization to cell surface; chaperone-mediated protein complex assembly
Cellular component (GO): endoplasmic reticulum
Molecular function (GO): acetylcholine receptor regulator activity
Source: RefSeq, a predicted model, not a curated record